AUGGUCAUCAACCGCCCCGGUAUCGCGUCCAUGUCCCUGGGCCGACCAUGGAUUCACGACCUCCCUGGAAAGCUGAUGCAGGCCGCCGCACACGGGUUCGAGGGAAUUGAGCUCUUCUUCGACGAUCUCGACUGCUACGCGCAACGAACAUUCAACGGCGACCACCUCGAAGCCUCUCAUCAAGUUCGCCGCUUGUGCGAGCGCCUCGGCAUGAGCAUCAUCUGCCUGCAGCCAUUCUCCAUGUUUGAAGGUCUCAUUGACCGCGUCGAGUCUGAACGCCUCCUCACCGAGAAGCUUCCCCAGUGGUUCAUCCUAGCGCGGGCGCUAGGCACGGACAUGAUCCAGGUGCCCUCCAACUUCCUCGGACCCGACCCUAAGACUGGCGCUCCCCGCACAACUGGCGACCGCUCAGUGAUCGUCAAGGACCUCCAGCGCCUCUCCGACCUUGGCGCCGCAGAGGGAUUCCGCUUCGUCUACGAGGCCCUGUGCUGGGGCGACCACGUCGACACCUGGGAGGCAUCCUGGGAGGUUGUGCGUGAUGUCAACCGUCCCAACUUCGGUCUGUGCCUGGACUCCUUCAAUAUUGCCGGUCGUGUCUACGCCGACCCGGCUGCGCCUUCGGGCCGUACCCCCAAUGCCGAGGCGGACCUUGCUGCUUCUCUGGACCGUCUGCGCAAUGCCAACAUCGAUCCCGCUAAGAUCUUCUACGUUCAGCUUGUUGAUGGUGAGCGCCUGGAUGCGCCUCUGGAUGAGAAGCAUCCUUUCCACGUUAAUGGGCAGCCCGUCCGCAUGUCCUGGUCUCGUAACGCUCGUCUUUUCCCCUUCGAGGAGUCUCGCGGUGGCUACCUGCCCAUUGUGGAUGUUGCCCGUACUUUCUUCGACGAUCUUGGUUUCCGUGGCUGGGUUUCUCUGGAGCUCUUUAGCCGUACCCUUGCCAACCCUGAUCCGUUCACUCCCGCUGACCACGCCCGUCGCGGUAUUGACUCAUAUUACAAGAUGGGCCGCCUUCUGAACUGGGAGGACAUGGAGGAAAAGCCCGUUCAAUCGAUCGCGCCUUCUUCGCCUGUCCAGCACCGCCUGUGA
Penicillium odoratum is the source of this 1083-nucleotide messenger RNA. Its product is annotated as sugar phosphate isomerase/epimerase family protein. The transcript has a single exon. The coding region runs from base 1 to 1083 and encodes 360 amino acids. NCBI's taxonomy places the organism in Eukaryota, Fungi, Ascomycota, Eurotiomycetes, Eurotiales, Aspergillaceae. The record is from RefSeq and is a predicted model, not a curated record.